GCCGCUGCUCCUCUCGGUCGCUCUGCGUUGCUGCUUGGCUCACUCCUACCGCUGCCGCCAUGCCCAUGAAAGGCUGCUUUCCCAUCCGCGGCACCCUGCAGUACCUGAGCCAGGGGGAUGUCGUGUUCAAGAACUCCGUGAAGGUCAUGACGGUGAAUUACAACACACACGGGGAGCUGGGCGAGGGCACCAGGAAAUUUGUAUUUUUCAACAUACCUCAGAUCCAGUACAAAAACCCUUGGGUGCAGGUCAUCAUGUUCAAGAACAUGACGCCAUCACCCUUUCUGCGCUUCUACUUAGCGAAGGCCAAACAUCUAUGUGGUUAUGAGACUCAGAGGAAGCAUAGUUGGGAAAUGCUUCAGGAAGCAAAGUGACUGUUUUCUUUCAUCCAUUCAGAAAACAUGUCCUCGGGCCAAACCCAGUUCUAGGGAUGUCAGGGAGCCAUACAGACCAGAUCUCUGCCCUCGAGGAGCGUAUAGUCCAGCAGUUCUGAGAAUAAACAAGAAAUUUACUACGUUAGAAAAUUAGCACUGUGAACUGGAUGUCUACAUGUAAAAGACUGAAACUGGACCCACACCUUUCCCCAUUCACAAAAAUUGAUUCAAGAUGGAUAAAGGACUUAAAUUUAAGGCAUGAAACAAUAAAAAUCCUCCAAGAAAGCAUAGGAAAAACACUGGAAGAUAUUGGCCUGGGGAAAGACUUCAUGAAGAAGACUGCCAUGGCAAUUGCAACAACAACAAAAAUAAACAAAUGGGACUUCAUUAAACUGAAAAGCUUCUGUACAGCUAAGGAGACAAUAACCAAAGCAAAGAGACAACCUACACAAUGGGAAAGGAUAUUUGCAUAUUUUCAAUCAGACAAAAGCUUGAUAACUAGGAUCUAUAGAGAACUCAAAUUAAUCCACAUGAAAAAAGCCAACAAUCCUGUAUAUCAAUGGGCAAGAGACAUGAAUAGAACUUUCUCUAAAGAUGACAGACAAAUGGCUGACAAACACAUGAAAAAAUGAUCAUCAUCUCUAUAUAUUAGAGAAAUGCAAAUCAAAACAACCCUGAGAUAUCAUCUAACCCCAGUGAGAAUGGCCCACAUCACAAAAUCUCAAAACUGCAGAUGCUGGCGUGGAUGUGGAGAGAAGGGAACACUUUUACACUGCUGGUGGGACUGCAAACUAGUACAACCUUUCUGGAAGGAAGUAUGGAGAAACCUCAAAGCACUCAA
Messenger RNA from Nycticebus coucang (slow loris), 1215 nucleotides. Its product is annotated as 28S ribosomal protein S25, mitochondrial-like. Lineage: Eukaryota; Metazoa; Chordata; Mammalia; Primates; Lorisidae. Gene Ontology annotation, molecular function: structural constituent of ribosome. The coding region runs from base 60 to 374 and encodes 104 amino acids. Gene Ontology annotation, cellular component: mitochondrion. The record is from RefSeq and is a predicted model, not a curated record. The transcript has a single exon.